This is a messenger RNA of Dovyalis caffra, 1245 nucleotides long. The record is from the annotation of a GenBank genome assembly. Lineage: Eukaryota; Viridiplantae; Streptophyta; Magnoliopsida; Malpighiales; Salicaceae.
AUGAUGAAGUGUCGAUUCCGAGCUUGUUUGUUCCCUUUAUUCACCGGAGAACACGGCUUAAUUUCUCUGACAACCAACUCCGAUUUGCUUAACAGAUGUUUUGCUGCACGACCAUUCACCAAUUUCCAGUUAAAGGGGAUUGGAAGGCUGAAUCAGUCUUUACACAGCUGUGCUGAUGAAGAGGAUGAUUUCUCAGAGUUAGGCCCCUCUGUGGAAAAAAGUGUAGGUGCAUUGCCAAUAUUGAUGACAGCAAAACGUGAACCAUUAAAGCUUAAAUCUUCAUUUCAAGCAGAAAAGUGUCAGAACCAAAAAGCUUCACCUUUGGCACCAGAAAGCAUCAAGAAGUUGAAAGAUAUAUUCUUGAAACAGACUAACGGAAUUUCAGCUCCACGUCUCAAACCUGAGAACAACACCAACGCCUUUUGCCCUAAUCUUGCUAAAAAGAAUGCAUCUAACUUGAAAAGUUCAACCUCAGUUACUAUUGAGAAUGUACCUUCUAUUAUCCAACUUCACCAGUUGAAAAAGGCAGUGUCAAUUUUUGGGGAGAUCUCAAUUGCUUCCAUGAGGAUAGUGCCAAAUGGACUCGACUGUUGUGAUAUUGAAUUUGAGAGCGUGAAAUCAAGGAAUAGAGCACUAUCAGAUGGUUGGAUAACAGUGAAGAAGUUCAACCUUCCAAUUCAUCCUUUACAUGUCCUAGAUAUUGUUUCAAUACGAAUUAGUAACAUUAGCUCAGAAACUGACGAUUCUUCGAUAUGUUCAUUGUGCAUGUCAUGUGGUCCUUUGGAGGGAAUGGUGAGGUGCAAAGAUGUCGUGGAUGCCUCAUUUAGCAUGAAAGACAAAUCAGACACACUGAUGAUACUAAAAAAGUUGAACCAAAUAAUUGCGGAUGACUGCAACUGGUCAGCUUGUUUGCAAACUGAAAUGCCCACAUCUGUGGCCAUGAACAAGGACAACAAUGCUGACUGGCACUUGGGGUUAAAGGUUAUCAGUCAAAUAGAUGAGUUGAAGAGGCAAAUUUCAAUGACACGAGUGCUUGCAGAAGACCUGGAGCAUCUGCAUCAUGUCGUCACUCAUUUUUCAAAAAGAAAAGAGAGAGACAUAGGAAGUUAUUGUCAGUUGGAAAGUCAUUAUUUGAGGGAUUUUCUCGAAACAAUCUUGAAAGGAAUUCUUCGGAGUUAUAUUAUGCGUAUCAUAGCUUCAUUCUCUGGGCAAUGUGUGCCUGAGUUGUUUUCAGCUCUUUCGUAA